CAGAGCCGGGGUUCUGCUGCUGUACGGACAGUAGGACCUGUCAGGACAUUGAAAUUUUGUCAAACAGCUGGGUUGAGGUGGGUCAGUCAGCAGGAAAAAGCCCACGUUAGAUUAGAAUCGGACCGACAGAGCGUCCCGUUACCGGAGCAGUGUCCUGUCUCAUUGAUUCAAAGGGGGAUGAAUGCUGACACAUCCACGCAGUCAGCGAAGGCACCGGGCUCGCAGGAGGGCAAGCUGAAGAGCGGGGCAGAGUGAUGCGUUUAGGGGGGACGGGGGGCACUUUGUUUCUACUCUGAAACUUGACAGCGGCAGCGGCAGCAGCAGAGGUGGGGGGGCUGGACACCUGGACCACAUUUGGAUAACAUGUCUCUGCUCAAACAGCGAGGGAGAGAGCUCGAGCGUUUCGACGGACUGUCGCUCAUUUACUGAAGUUACCCGAGCUCUGGGACUACUUUCUGAUCUACGUCUCAGGAGCCUUAGAGUUUAAUCCUGACAGUGAAGACGUAGACCUGGGACUGUUUCCACUCAGGAUGAACCCCACCAUUAAGUCCAGGACACUAAUGGGUCCAUACGGAGUAGAUCGAGCUGUUCAUUCUAUGGAGUUUACAGACUGUGAGAAUGGCUUGGGAAUUAAGGUGAUCGGUGGUGUGAAGGAGUUGACUGGAGAGGAGUUUGGAGUCUACGUCAAACGGAUUUUACCUGGUGGCCUUGCUUCAAGCGAUGGAAACCUAAUGCCAGGGGACCAGAUCUUGGAGGUGAACGGGGACAGUCUUGUUGGAGUCACAAGUGAAAGAGCUGUGGACGUCUUGAGAGCAGCUUCGGCAACCAAUCACAUGCGCCUUCUCAUAGCGAGAGAUGAGGAAGCAAAAAAAGAAUUCGCUGAGUUGUUGGAGAAGUAUGGAUCCAAUGGUAGCACAGGAUCGACACGCAACUCUCCCAUCCAGCAAGGAGGCCGCUACCUGGAUAGUACAUCAUCUGGUUCUUCAUCUCGCUCCCAGAGUCCUUUGUUGUUGAGCCCAGCAGGCUCUCAGAAUAUGUACAACAACAGUGGGCCCAUGCUGCGCUCCCUCAGUCAUCCAGGUGAAGGAGUGAUUCAGCUCAUUUCAGUGGCACGAUCCAGCAGUUUGGGCAUCACCAUCGGUGGAGGUUCCAACAGGCCUGAUGGCCCUGCGGUCUUCAUCCAGGAGGUGUUGUCUGGAGGAGACUGUCACCGGGAUGGACGCCUGAGGCCUGGAGAUCAACUCAUUGCCAUCAACAAAGAGUCAUUAAUAGGUGUGACCUACGAAGAGGCUAAAAGCAUGCUGAACAAAGUCAAAUUCAGUCAAGACAGUGCAGUGGAGAUAGCCUUCAUUCCAGGGAAAGGACUUUUUCCAAGCAGCACAUCUCUCCACAACGGGAUUCAGCGAGCCACAGGCAACAACCACAACUCUGGGCGCUUAAAAGUCCACAUCAGAUCACCUGAGAUCUGUACAGAGGAGCCUGCCCCAGUGUCCUCAUCUUCUCCUGACAUCUGCCCACCAGAUAUUCAUAUUUCAGGUUCAACGAGCCAGAGGUCGCCAACAGGGACCAAACCUAAGAUAACUCUGGAUCCCUACAUACGGCUCAAAUCAGACAAAUUAGACUUGGCUUUGUCCUUCCUCGGCUUGGAUGUCACAGAGGAGAAGAGGAAGAAGCUGAGACAGAGUCUGACCACAGACCCACAAGGCACUGUGGCCUAUGGAGACUUCGUGGAGGCCACCAGGAGCAUCUUCCAGGAGAACCUGGAGGAGCUGGGUUUGGGGGCGGGUCCCUUCAUGUUCUCCUAUCACGAAGCAGCCAGUUUGAUGGACACGUCGGCCUUCCACUCCCCAACAUAUGAAUCAGAAUGCAGCUACAGCAGUGAGGAGAUGGAGCAGUUUCAGACAGAGGUGAAGCAGCUGCAAACCCAGAUGAAGCAGCUCAAGGUGAUGCUAAAGGACAUGGAGCACAGCAAGAAAACUCUGGAGGAGGAGCUGCAGAAGACGUCAGAGAAAGCAUGUCUGACUGUGGAGGAGAACACCCGUCUGAAGAGUCGUCUGCAGGCAGCCGAGGCCGAGGUGGGGCAGCGGCAGGCCAGCGGUGCAGAGCAGGACUACGAGGAGGUCAUCCAGCUGCUGGAGGCUGAGAUCAGAGACCUGAAGAACCAGCUGGCCAGUAAAAGGCAAACACGAGGAGCGGAGGCAACCAAGGAGGAGGUGCAUGAGCUGAACAGGAGGCUGACAACCAUCGACUGCCAGCUGAGGAAGUCUGAGCUGAGCAGGAAACACCUGGAGAUCUCCAACAAGAAACUCCUGGGCUUUGCACAGAACGUCCACAAAGUGCUGACAACAACCAGCCUGUUUGGAGAAGGCGGGAGCAACAGGUCGUCUCCAGCCACUGAUAGCCCAGACACCCCGUCACCACUUCCUGAUCCCACUUUCCAACUGGCUGUUGAGGCCAAAGAGCUGGUGGCAGGAGUCUGCAACCUCUCCACUGAUGACAAAGCAUCAGAGAGUGUGCUGGAGGCAGCAUCAGUCCCAGAUGUCAGCCCUCAUCAUCUGUGAACAACAAAGAGCCAGAGAGGACUGUGGGUGGGACCUGGGCGGGCUGAAAAGGCCAAAUGAGCAGCUGAACCCAUGACGGACUACACCAUAGCCAAGUAGACAGGACACCAUUCAGUACACCUUCUCAAAACAAUGACGUCACUUCAAUGAAUUCAGAUCUAAAAUUGAACACGACACAGCCAGUGUUUUAAUGCCAAAGCGCGGUCGCACACAUCAAAUUAGUGUCUUCGUUUGAAACAUUCGACAGUCACAGAGUUACGGAGGGUUCAGCAGUGGGAUGUGUUGGACUCAGCCGUGACCCGAGGACUCUCAUCAUUCGGCGAUAAUACAUGUACAGAAGUCUCUAUGAGAAGUGUUCUGCCAAAUAAAAAAGUCUGCUGGAGUUUUCUUUUGUGUUACCCUGACAGCAGGUGGUGCUGGAGGAGCUGCAUGACCGAAUCCACAACACUCACAUGCUGCUGUAAAACCUUGUUAAUACUCCUCUCUGACCUCUUUUCUACCCCCUCCCCACCGCACUCACACACAUAGAUCCACUCCAUGGAUUGCAUGUCAAGGAAGACUUGUUUGCCUAUGAAGAACAAUCCAGAGCUGGUCUGUUCUUCCUCUGUGUCAUAACAUGCUGCCAUCUGCCCCCCCGUCACAUGCCGUCGCUUGUUCAAUCCACUGCAAAGGAACAGUGAAGCAAAAAGUCGAGAAAAAAAAGCAACAUUUUCCCCUUCUUCCAUCUUGCUAACUCUCCUUGUGCUCUUAUUCAUUAAUAGAAGGCUAAGAAAGAAAUAUUCAGACAUGUCGGACUGAAGCAGUGUUUGUCACAUGUGGCUUCAUCACUGCAUGGUUCCUGUUUGUGUCGCCUGCAUCUAGGAGUGGCUUUAAUGUUGCUGUAGCUCCUGCUGUGUAAACUUGUGUUUGAUAGUCACAGAGUCUAGGUCAGACAUCAGACAUAGGCUACAUGUGGAACAUCCAUUUUAUUUAUACGGACAGCUGCAGAUGCUUUUAAAGAUACUGACACGUCCUGUACAUCAUUGGUGUGGCCUCAUAUCUUUCUGUUACUGUUUUAUAUUAAAGAAUAACUUAUGACUGGAUUCAGUGUUUAUUGCAUUUUAUUUCGACUACUGACAGUGUCUUUACAUGUGAAAAUAUAUUUUCAUGAAUGUGAAUUCACUUCCAGAAAUCUCAGUGUCAUCACACACAGAGAGCAUCCCACACAAAUAUAGAGAGCCAUAGAUAAGUAAUAAACUAAUUAAAAUAGAUAACCAAACUCAAAAAAACAUUUCUUAGGAAGAACUGGAGACCAAGGAGGAUUCUCUGUCUUAAUACUCACAUGUCCACAUGUGCACUGAAAGCUCUGGUCACCUUACUGUCCAUACUGACGUACUCAAACAAUUCAAGCGAUGAGACACAAAAUAAACCGUGCUCGUUCUGAAAAGACUAAUGAGGCUUCAGCAGUUGAGGGGAUCUUCCCAUCAUCUGCAAGCAGUAAAUUCACUGAUUCUGUUACUGUUCCUCCAUAGAAGAGUUUUUAAGAUAUGAGUUUUAAUAAUCUAACACAGACCGCUGAGGUUUCACAAUGUUAAGUGACCAACUGUAGUGUUCAUGUGGGAAUGCGAGUACCGUUUAAAGACACUAAAUCCAUUCUAACAGCAUUCAGCUAUGAAAAAAA
Molecule: messenger RNA, 4221 nt
Organism: Larimichthys crocea (large yellow croaker)
Lineage: Eukaryota; Metazoa; Chordata; Actinopteri; Sciaenidae
Product: syntaxin-binding protein 4
Exons: 22
Coding region: 531-2561 (676 amino acids)
Molecular function (GO): protein binding
Source: RefSeq, a predicted model, not a curated record